This is a messenger RNA of Paramecium tetraurelia, 2526 nucleotides long. RefSeq lists its product as uncharacterized. The transcript is spliced from 3 exons. The record is from RefSeq and is a predicted model, not a curated record. Lineage: Eukaryota; Ciliophora; Oligohymenophorea; Peniculida; Parameciidae.
AUGUAAAAAAUAAAAUAAGACGACGAUGAAGAGUUCAACUUUAGAAGGCAGUUUGAGAUUUAAUAGAAUGUAGUGGAGCCGAAGCAACUCUCCAAAUUCAAAGACAUAUUGAAUCAGGCUAUUGAUUUGAAUAAGAGAAAGAAAAACGAAUUGGCUACUUACAAUAGAAGAUAAGUAACUGAAGAAAGCACAAAUUAUACUCAACAACAACUCGAUCUUAUACAAGAGUAGACUGACGAAGUUCUAACUUAUUAAUAAUACUUGAAGACGAAGUUAGAUGAAAUCUUAAAGGCCAAGUUAUUAACAGAUAGGAAAAUCAAUUACUACUAAGAUAAUCUACGUCAUAUCAAGACUCAGCCUGAUCAUGUUCAAAGAGAACUAGAUGAUUAAGUGAAGAUGAUGCUCAAGAAAACCUAAACUUUGACUCACCAAUUUCAGAAAGAGAUGGAAUAAUUUAAGAGUCAGUCUGAAAUGAAUCAAGAGAAGUAUUCCAGAGAAGUGGAAAUUUGUGAAUAGGAAGUCAAGGAAAUCCAGUUGAAAAUAAAAAGAUGUAAAUAAAAGAAUUCUGAAUUAUUAAAAUAAAUUCGUAUGUUAACUGAACAGGAAGAAUAAAAGAAACACUAAUUAUAGGAGUGUUUCAAAAUUAGUGAGUAUAUUGAAUUUUUUAUGGAUGCCAAAUUAAAUGUUGUUGAUUAAAUAUAAGGAAAUUAGGAUUAAUAAUAAGAGUUGGGUUAGACAUUUCAACAAUAGCAAAUUGAUAAGACAUUGACAAGACACGAAAUCUUGAAUCAAGUGGAUGAAUUCUAUAAGACCUAAGAUAUUGAUCAAUUGACCAAAUAAAUUAUAAGCACUUAUCAUUAUCUGUUGGAACACCAGAAUAUGCAAACUAAUGAAUACAACUUUUUUACCGAGGAGAAAGCCUUAAGGUAACAACAAAUCUUGCAAUUGAACUAUGAAUUAUCUCAACUCAAGAGCAUUUGCAAUAUUCCGCUUGAUGACCAAAAUAAUUUCGGUUCCUAUAAUAAUACAAUUAUCGAAGGACCAUAAAUCAUUCAUGAAAAUUAUUAGUUGAAUUUUCAUUUACAUGGUUAUCAAUUAUGUAUAAUAACCAUAUACUAGAAAUUGAUUGAUAUGAUCCAAAGAUUAUGUAUCAAUGUGAUUUGGUUAUCAGAAACCACCAAAUCUAUUCCCAAAACAUUGGAUAAUAAAUGCAUGCAAUAUCUCAAAAAUUUUACAAAGACUGAUUUCAAUUUAUAUGUUCCACUUGCUACUUAGAGUAUUCAUGUUAAUAAAUCCACGACCUCUAAACAUUUUGGCCAAUACGUUUGUAUUGGAAAGAGGAAUGGCAGUAUUACUAGUGAAGAGAUUCCUAGUGAAUAAAAAAUUGAAUCCAUGACAAGAUUACCUAAUGAACAAUUAGCCAAGUUUAAAAUGCAUAAAGAUUAUGAAUUUAUUAUCAAUUAAUGGAAUGAUAUCAUAAGGAAUGAUUUCAUUACCUAAACUCUACAAUUAGACAUUAAUUUUGAUAAUAUUGAUAUCACAUUAAGCAACCAUGAAAUUAUAUGUUAAAUGUAUGAUCAAUACUCUAAACUAAUUAAAGAAGCUGAUAUAUAAAAACACUUUUAAAUACAAUUUUCAUAUUAUAGAGAUAUUAUGAGACACAUUUACAAAAAUAAUCAAAAUUUUAAUUUUAAAGCUUUGACAUUGAAAUAAAAAUUCAGCAACGAAGUUACUUCACCUUAUUUGUUGUAAAUUAAACAAAUUUAAUUGAAGAGAUUGUAGGAAUAGGUCAAUAAUUCGAAUCUAGAUGAUGAAUGCAACUUUAAAAUGCAUUCAAAUAGGGCUAUUAAUGCAUCUGAUGAUAGAAAAUAUCAUGAAUACUUCAUUCAUCAAAGUUCAAAAAUCAAGAAACAAUUUCCAGCCCUGCAUGAAAAUUUAGUUACCAAAACUCUAUAAGAUAUUGAUGUUAUGAGACAAAAGGAAUUGAAUGAAAAUUAUCAAUAAUCUGACUAGAUUUCAUCAGACAUGGAUUACUUGAAUUAAGAGAGGAGAAAUCUAAAAGGAAUACUUAGUAAAUAGAAAUAAAAACCUUCAACUGCUCAUUCCUAAAAAUCUAAGACGGAAUCACAUGAAACUUCCAGCACUAAAACCAAAAUUAUUAAACAAGUUGAUUUAUUACACAAAAUAAACAAACUUUCAUCCUAAACUCGUAAAUUAGAAACCAGUAAUAGUUUCAAUGCUGAUUUAAGUAAAUUUACUUAAAAUGUGAAAAGAAAAAUAUCUGAUUACUUUACUUAAAAAUUGGAUAUGGAUUUUUGUCAAAAGGAAGAAAGUAGAAUUCUGUAGAAGCCAAGUUAAUUUGAAAAAACUCUCUCUGCAUCCAGAUCAGUCGAUCCUUAUUCCAUGACUCCUUAUUCAGAAUAAGUAUUCUCACUAGAUCGAAUCGAUUCUUUCCGACAGAUCCAGGAUUCAACAUAGUUAGGAAGUGCCAAAAAAGACAAGGCCUUUUUAAUAAAAAGAAAAUGA